ACUAUAUAUGUCUGCUCAUGCUCUCGACAAAUGGCACCUUCACUCGCCCACAGUUUGCCUCCGCUCGGUCUUGCGCUUCGUUGUUUGAGGCUCUUUCUUUUAAUCGUACCGUCCAUCUUCCUCUAAUCAUCGCCUCCCAAUGACUUUGCAGUCUCGUAAACUACUCAAUCGCAAUCCCUACGGCUACGUCCCCACUGAAUGGAUAUGCAUCCUGUUCAUUGUUCUAUUCUCAGUCUCCACACUUCUGCACGCCAUCCAGGCUACCCGGUACCGUCUCUGGUUCCUGCUAUGCACCGCCUGCCUCGCAGGGAUCCUCGAGAUAGUCGGAUGGGCCGGACGUGAAUGGUCUAUCUUUGACAUCCUCCAGAUGACGCCCUACCUCAUGCAGAUUGUGUGCACGAUCAUUGGGCCGACGCCGUUUGUCGCUGCGAUGUUCGUUAUGCUCGGUGAGAUGAUCCGACGGCUGGGCUCGCGCUAUAGCCGAUUGAGCGCGACGUUAUAUACUAUUAUCUUCUGCAGCUGCGACGUGAUUUCUCUUGUCAUUCAAGCUCUCGGCGGUGCUGCAGCCUCAAAUGCCGUCGCGAACGGCGAGAACCCUGAAAAUGGUGGUCACAUCAUGCUUGCCGGCAUCUGCUUCCAGCUGGCGGCCAUCACGUUCUACAUGGUCCUCGCGUCCGAGUUUGUCAUCCGCUGCUUGCUGGACAAACCACUGCACGGGGCAGACAAGGCACCUCCCGCGACGCAUGCGCUAGACCGCAAGCACGCGAUCAUGCUCGGGGCGCUCACCUUCGCCAGUAUAUGCAUCUACAUUCGAUCUAUCUACCGUACGAUCGAACUCUCAGACGGCUGGACCGGCCACAUCAUCCACACGCAGCGCUACUUCAACUGGCUAGAUGGCGGCAUGGUCGCGCUCGCGAUGUUCACCCUCAACUGUAUUCACCCUGGGCUUAUCCUCGGCCCCGCAGAGACGUGGAACGCGAAGCCCGCCGAUGCGCCGAUGCCUCAGGUGGAGGAGAUCCGUCUUGGCAACCGCGGAAGGCCGGCGAGCAACGAGACGCUGCUGGUAAAGCCGCCUAAUGUGGGUCACGGCCUCGGAGGGGUUGCAGUGUGAUAAUUGCGAGGCGGAUCAGAGGGCCCGGGCGAGGUCACUUUAACUUUCUGUGGAUCUUUGCUGGAUGCGAAUGUGCAGAUCCUCGUCCUUGAUAUCUAACAUGGUGUUAUUCCGGUCUUAGCUUGACUAUGCCGUCUACACCGGCUAGAAGAAAAACUUGAACGACGCAGCCGUAGGGGAUCGAGCUCGAUCUAGUAUCCGUUGUAUACCAUAAUAGCCGGCAAGCGUCUAUU
Rhodofomes roseus is the source of this 1344-nucleotide messenger RNA. RefSeq names its product RTA1 like protein-domain-containing protein. The transcript has 10 exons. Lineage: Eukaryota; Fungi; Basidiomycota; Agaricomycetes; Polyporales; Fomitopsidaceae. The coding region runs from base 140 to 1111 and encodes 323 amino acids. The record is from RefSeq and is a predicted model, not a curated record. Gene Ontology annotation, cellular component: plasma membrane; fungal-type vacuole.